This is a messenger RNA of Protopolystoma xenopodis, 349 nucleotides long. The record is from the annotation of a GenBank genome assembly. Lineage: Eukaryota; Metazoa; Platyhelminthes; Monogenea; Polystomatidea; Polystomatidae.
GAGGUUAAUGAGUGCUCCGCUUUCUAAGGAAUUACGUGCCAAAUAUAAAGUUCGAAGCAUGCCUAUCCGCAAGGGGGAUGAAGUACAGGUUGUGCGUGGAGAGAAAAAAGAAAAUACGUCUGCGAAAGUUGUCAAAGUCUAUCGGAAAAAAUUUAUUAUACAAAUUGAACGGGGUCAAUGCCGAAAAAGUAAUGGUUCCUACGUCCCAAUAGGAUUUCAUCCGUCUAAUGUGGUCAUCCAUAAACUAAAGCUAGACAGGGAUAGAAGAUCAUUGCUGGAUCGAAAAGCAGCAGGAAAGCUUCCGCCUACAGAUAAAAACAAAUAUACGGAAGAAGCUAUUGGAAAUUAG